CGGAGGGGCCGCAGGAGGGGCGGCCUGGGCGCCGGGGCCCAAGCGGAGGGGCUGGGGCGGGGGCGCCGAGGGCCGCGGCCGGCUGCGCGCAGCUGUCCCGAGGCCGCGCUCCGGCCGCUCUGAGCGCGAGCGUCCCGGGGCUGCGGGAGGGGCUCCCGCCGCGGCCCCUCGCGCUCCGGGCUGCGCCUCGGCCGGGCCGGCCCGGUGCGGCCACCUCUGCUCCAGGCUCGGGCGCGCGGAUCGCGGGAGCUGGGAGACCGCCUGGCACGGCGACUCCGCGGGGGACCUUGUAGCCACUCUUGUCCCAAGGGGCUCUGGGCACCCCUCCCCGGGAGGGCAGCCGGGCGUCCCACCGUGUGCACCCUGAGGAGUCCCCGAAGUCGCCUUCCGCUCUCUUGAGGGUCUUGGUUUGAGUACAGACCACGUCCUGGAGCUCUGGAAGCCUUUUCACAUCCUACACCUGCUCGGGACUGGUAGGACAGGUGGCCCUCUUCACCAUGAUUCCCUGCAGAGCAGCGCUGUCUUUUGCCCGAUGUCUGAUCCGGAGAAAAAUCGUUACUCUGGACAGUCUGGAAGAUUCCAAAUUAUGCCGCUGCUUAUCUGUCAUGGACCUCAUUGCCCUGGGGGUUGGCAGUACCCUUGGUGCUGGCGUUUAUGUACUCGCUGGAGAGGUUGCCAAAGCGGAUUCUGGCCCCAGCAUCGUGGUUUCCUUCCUGAUCGCUGCCCUCGCCUCCGUGAUGGCAGGCCUUUGCUACGCUGAAUUUGGGGCCCGAGUUCCCAAGACUGGGUCUGCGUAUUUGUACACGUAUGUUACUGUUGGAGAGCUGUGGGCCUUCAUCACUGGCUGGAAUCUCAUUUUAUCCUAUGUGAUAGGUACGUCAAGUGUCGCCAGAGCGUGGAGUGGCACCUUUGAUGAACUUCUUAGCAAACAGAUUGGUCAAUUUUUCAGGACAUACUUCAAAAUGAAUUACUCCGGCCUUGCAGAGUAUCCUGACUUUUUUGCUGUAUGCCUUAUAUUACUUCUAUCAGGUCUUUUAUCUUUUGGAGUAAAAGAGUCUGCUUGGGUGAAUAAAAUCUUCACAGCUGUUAAUGUCCUGGUCCUUCUGUUCGUUAUGGUUGCUGGGUUUGUGAAAGGAAAUGUGGCAAACUGGAAGAUUAGUGAAGAGUUCCUUAAAAAUAUAUCAGCCAAUGCCAGAGAGCCGCCUUCUGAAAAUGGAACAAGUAUCUAUGGGGCUGGUGGCUUUAUGCCUUAUGGCUUUGCAGGCACUUUGGCUGGGGCUGCAACCUGCUUUUAUGCCUUUGUGGGAUUUGACUGCAUUGCAACAACUGGUGAAGAAGUCCGGAACCCUCAGAGAGCUAUUCCUAUUGGAAUUGUGACUUCUUUGCUUGUUUGCUUCCUGGCCUAUUUUGGGGUCUCUGCAGCUUUAACACUUAUGAUGCCGUACUACCUCCUGGAUGAGAAAAGCCCCCUUCCUGUAGCAUUUGAAUAUGUUGGAUGGGGUCCCGCCAAAUAUGUCGUUGCAGCGGGCUCCCUCUGUGCUUUGUCAGCAAGUCUUCUUGGAUCCAUUUUCCCAAUGCCUCGUGUAAUCUAUGCUAUGGCGGAGGAUGGGUUGCUUUUCAAAUGUCUAGCUCAAAUCAAUUCCAAAACGAAGACACCAAUAAUUGCUACUUUAUCAUCGGGUGCAGUGGCAGCUGUGAUGGCAUUUCUUUUUGACCUGAAGGCACUUGUGGACAUGAUGUCGAUCGGCACUCUUCUGGCCUACUCUCUGGUUGCAGCCUGUGUUCUCAUCCUCAGGUACCAGCCUGGCUUAUCUUACGAGCAGCCCAAAUAUUCCACUGAGAAAGAAGCUCUGAGACCAUGUGCUGGUGCUGCCUCGAAAAGCGAGCCCCACGUCACCAGGCUGCAAGGACGGCGCUUCAUCCUGCAAACUGUCUUCAGCCCCUCGGUUCUGCCUACACAACAGUCGGCUUCUCUCGUGAGCUUUCUGGUCGGAUUCCUUGCCUUUCUCAUUUUGGGCCUCAGUGUUUUGACCACUUAUGGUGUCCAGGCUAUUGCCAGGUUGGAAACAUGGAGCCUCGUUCUCCUUGUGCUGUUUCUUGUUCUCUGCAUCGCGAUCAUUUUCACCAUUUGGAGGCAGCCCCAGAAUCAGCACAAAGUAGCCUUUAUGGUUCCAUUCUUACCAUUUUUGCCGGCCUUCAGCAUCCUGGUGAACAUUUACUUGAUGGUCCAGCUGAGUGCAGACACUUGGAUCAGAUUUAGCAUUUGGAUGGCACUGGGUUUCCUGAUUUACUUUGCUUAUGGCAUUAGACACAGUCUGGAGGGUAACUCGAGGGAUGAAGAAGAGGAUGAGGAUACAUAUUCAGAUAACAUUAAUGCAGCAACAGAAGAAAAAUCUGCCAUUCAAGCAAAUGACCGUCACCAGAGAAACCUCAGUUUACCUUUCAUAUUCCAUGAAAAGACGAGCGAAUGCUAAUGCCUGAGGGAGCGGAGCUGGUCCAUAGUCUUAACAUACAUAUCCUACACGGAGUACACCAUGAUACGAUGUUGCCAUCAUGCUAGGUUGUCAUGGGUUUGCUGCAGACAUAGUUCACCCUAAUUUAUGCUUGCUUACCUGGACAGCACCUCGUCAGAUGGUGAAUUAUGUACUCGGGGCAACCUCCUGAACUCUCUCCUCAGUGAUGAAUAGCCCCAAAACAGUGGGCAUGUGUGUCUGUAUGUAUGUAGAUGUUGGGCAAUGUGAAUGUUCAAAGCUGUGGGUGUUGUACUGUUAUUGCCUUACAUUUCUGCAGUGUUGUCAUUAAUUGGUGGCAUGUACCGCACAUACUGAAAUGAGGUUAUCACUGAAUAGAAAAGGUGUUUUGUAUGUUCCCAGUGCGGUUGGGGAAAUAACUGUUGCUUUUUCUUAUGAGGCUUCAUUAAUGUCCACCUAGAACCUGCUACAAAUGCAGUUACCCAUCUUGGUGUCUGUCAUUGGUCAGGAGUAAGAGGAGGGGAUUAGAAAUGAGCCUUUUCUAUAACUUAUAAAUGCCAGCAGUGGGUUUAUUACUGAUUUUCCUUCUAUGAGGAUGACAGUUUGCUAAAACUUUAGCCAACAGGAGUGUUCGCAUCCGCCAUACUACACAGGGCAGGAGUGGCAUUCUGUGUCACAGAUGGCCUCCCUCUGAACUCCUGUCCUCUCUGAGAUCGCUGGUCCUUAAAUAUGAGGGCUUCACCUGCUGCGAAUGAUAUAGUCACUCAGUCCAAUCAGGGACUUGAAAGAGUAGUGGGGUCCACUUGGGACUCUUUAUGCUAGAAAGUGAAGGUGGUCCCCAUGGCCAGAAAGCUCACGUAAGUGGCAACGGUGAGGAUAUGUCUGAAGAUCAGAGUUAGACAUAUGCCUGGCUAAGUAGACCCCAAGCAUCCUUGUUUUAAAAGUCACUUAAAACAAGCCAAUAGAAUCUCCUGGAUCACACCAUUGAUAGAAUGAUGCAUACACUUUCUAUUACUUAAUAACUAAUCACAGUUUUUUCUUUUUCUUUUUAACCUUGUCAGGCACAGAAUCUACUUGUUUCUACUAUUAUUUUGUCUUAUUCUAGAUAUAAGGAGCUACUGUAGCAAAUUCUGUCUUUACUACAUGCAAAGGAGGAAAAAAUAAAGGGGUACAAGAAGAGAAAAUUCUUUUGUUCUGAGUUUGAAGUGCCUAUUCAGAUAUUAAAGGGCAUUUGGCCCAAUUUGGGGGUUUGGAUCUAAUUUGCCUCCAGUGUGUCUUUUGGAAACAUUUAGGGAUGUUCUUCUUCCCCCAUCCCAUAAACUAUUUAGCACUUUUUAUUUCAUUUAUUUUCAAAUGAUCACACUAAAGCUCUUAAUACAAGCUCCAGUAUUCUAUAAUAGCCCAUCAGUGGUAGGGGAAUUAAAUAUUUUGGUUAAAUACAUAAUUAUUUAAAACUUAAGCCUGAAAAAUCAACCAAAUUGAAUUGAAGCUGUAUAAACACAGAAAGCUUUAUAUGAGUAAAUAAUUUAUUUUUAUUUGUAAAGUUCUCUAAAGACUGUAUUUUAUAGGGUUCUCUAAUAGUGGACUAUUUAUCUGCAGUGUGUUUUGCUUCUCAUGAAUUAUUUUUCUUACAAAUAAUUAAAUGGUUCACUAGAUGAGGCUAGGAGCUAAACACAUAUGCAUGGGCUCCCUUCCCAGGAUGAACGUUAUCAAGUGCACCAGUUGACCAGAGGCAAGGAAAACAUUUGUUUUCUGAAAGCUCUUUCAAGACAACAGUUAUUUUAUUGAUGCCAUUAAAAAGCAAGUUGCAAUUCUUUUGUCUACCCCAGAGUUUAUUGUGAUUAAAUAUCAAAUAAACAAGUAGAAGACCUGGUUUUCCGGCUGCUAGUGUGGGAGCAUGGCUGACAUAGAACUCAGUACUGACAUUCCACAAUUGCCAGGGUGUGUGUGGUGAGAUCUGAAGCCCCAAAUUCUCUUUCAAGCUGCGUGUUUUAUUGGAGAGGAAGAGUUGCAUAAGCAAGAGGUCAUUUUUGUAAGGACUGUAGGCAUAAUCAUAAAUCUUUGCUGUUGCAGCUGUACACCGAGAACCCCUUUUGUUCUGUAAUCAAUCUAGAAUAGGCCCUUCAUGCAGGGAACAUGAGGAAUUUCAUACAUGAAUAUUUAAAUCUUUUACUGUAACAAAACAGAAAAAUGUGUUUAGAACGUGAUAGGCAGCUAAAAUUAUCAUGCCCACCAAUUAGGAACAGAUUUUAGUUAAAAAAUAUUUUUCCACUUUUGAAACACUUUGUAAACACACAUAUCUAUUGAAAAGAUGCUUUGUCAGUAACUGUGCUUUUUUUCUGUGAAGACUGAAAUGUGCAUUCGUAUGUAUGUGUGAGUGUAUAUAUAUAUAUGGAUAUGGAUGUGUGUGUAUUUCAAAUGUCAGCAUAUAACUCAGUUGGAUUUAUGAUGGGCUUUGGAAAUGAUCCUGUCGUGUGGAUAAAAAAGCCAACUGAUGUGGAGAAAAAAUAAUGUUUUAUAUUGAUAAGUAUGCUUAUACAAAAUUUUUAGGUUUUAAACUAUUUUGAAAUAUACAAUUUUAUAUGUAUAAUAUUUUCUAUAGAUAGACUCUUUAAGAAAGAUAUAUUUAUAAUGUUUCUAAUAUAAAAUCAGUAGACUCUAGUACAUUAUAACAGGUGCUUUAUGAUCUGAAAUGGAAGCGGGGUGGGGGACAUUAGGGUAUUUCUGUUUACUCGUUUCUGUGGCACCUUUUCUGAAAUCUCUGUCUUGGUAUGUGUUUAUUAGGAAAUCCAGUACCACCAGCUCUCAUACUUCCUCCCCGUUCCUAGAUUUGAAUUCGUAAGGUUUUUGAACAAAAUGUUGUUUUUACUUUCCUGGGAUUACCAAAGAGUUUUGUAUAGAUUUGACUAGUAAUCAGUCACACGCCAAGUCCUCUCCAGAAAUUAAAAAAUACUUGUGCUCAUUCUCUUAAUUAUGAUUCAGUAAAAACAGUUUAAAUUACUUUUUUCUUUUUUACACUGGGAAAUAUGCUCUGUUAACAUUUUCAGUGAAAACUUAUUAUAAUAGCGCCUUUAUUUUAUGCUCUUAAAAAAGAGAGAAGAUACUUUAUGAAUGACCAUAUAAAGGCCACUCCUGCCCUACAAUUCACAAAGUAGCUAUGCAAAUUCAAGUUUAAAAACUAUUUAUGAGAAAACUUGUAUUAGAGCUUUUGAUAUGUACUGAAAUACAGAUUAUUGCUUAAUCACAUUUUCCACAGAGAUGAACAUCAAGAAAACUAAGACCGAAACGUCAUUUGGAGUACAUACAUUAAAGAAAAACUAAUGUUCAUAUGUAUUACUCUUACUAGCCAUAGUUGAUGGGAAGUAUCCAUUUGAGAAUUAUCUUCCUUUAAAAGACAAGAGCCUCUCUUCUUUUAAUUUUUCAGAAUAAAAGAUUUUUUUAACUUUUUUAUUUUAAAAAUGAGCCAGAAUAUUUUCUGAGUCCUGGGUAUUUGCAGAUAGUUAAACUAUUUUGAACUAGAAUCUGUGUUUGCCAAAUUAUCUUCUAAACUUACUUGAUUGCUUAGCAGAGAGAAUAAGGAAAAGUCAUCACCCUCCAAUACUGAUAAUGCUGAGGGAGCAGUCUUAUCUUCUUUCCUCUUAAAUCAGGGCAUAUUCUGAGAUUACAAACCACAUGAUAAAAUUGUGCCAAGAUUCCAGCUCUCUUUUCCCUCUGGCGUCGCUUAUGAUUUUCUCUGCCCGAUUUUCCUGACGUGCUUCAAGUGACUGUUGGUUGACACCAAAAAUACAAUUUGCACAGAAUUUUAAAGGAUUGUGUUUAGAGCAUCCAUCAUGGAGUAUUAAAACCCACAUUAUUAGUGUGAAUUUUUGCUGGGGGUGUUGAUGGUGGGGAGUGAGUUAUUCGUUUUGCUAGUGCCCAAAUAGUGCCUUCUCUGUAUAUUUUCCACUUACGUUCUCUAACAUGUCCUAAAAUACCAAGGGAAGAAAUACCAGAGUUCAUGUAGUAAAUGCCAGCACAGGUCAUUGUUUAGUCGUGUAGAUUUGAAAAUAAGGCUGCUUGACUUUGUUGUUUAGCCGAGAUUUUUUUUUCUCGUAUAAUUAUAUUUAAACAUUUUUAAAUGGCUUUCUGGUUUCUAGAUUUCGAGAAGCCUGUUAUUGUUGUGGUUGUUGGUUUGGUUUUUGUAACACUCAUUAUUGCUUAUUUGUACACAGUUUAGUCUUACUGAUUUCAAAUGCAUUUUGUUAUGGCUCGACCCAGUUGGCAACCCUGUUUGCUGGGAGCACUAUAUUUAGCUGUAUUCACCAUGGCUGAAGCCACUGCUACAAUCUUUGGCCUUAAAGAGGCUUCACUGACCACUGGGGCUCCUGGGGGCUCAUAACCAGGCCCCCAGGCUGGCGUCAGGGUGAGGCAGCCUGCAAGGUGUGAGCAUCUGUAGCUACCUCUGAUGGGUGGGGUUUCGGGAUGAUGGGAUAGGGUAUGAAGUGGAAGACUUCACAUGGAAGGAAGGUAGUUUGGGGUCCUUAAUUUCUGGUCUGAAUAUCUCAUUAGUACAUCAAGGUAAAUGAGAUGGACCAAGGAACCUCUAUGACUCAUGAAAAGGAUGGCUGCUUCCUGGAACUGGCACCACAAGGCAGGGUCUAGCCCACUGCAAUCCCUGGUGGACGCUGACAGCCCUGGGGCAGAAAGUACGGGGGCCAAGGCUCAGUUGGUAAAGAGUCUUGUUUUGCCAACAGGGCGGGUUUCUCAGUUGUCAUAAACCCACCCCUGAUUGACAGACUCUUCAUCUUUGUUGUCCACUAGGGGUGCCCAAUUGUUUUAUUGCUUUAUUUUGUUAUCAUUGUGCUUAAUAGAAAUUGUUGAUAGGGCCCCAAACCCUGCAGAGAUUCUUUGUCUGUAAAAAUCAAUAGAUACAUUGGACUUGUGCGAAUGUAAAGGUUUUUUGUUUAGUAGGUAAUUUUAAAUUUAAAUGUUUUCAAUGAUAAUCUGUGUUCCUUUUUACAUAUGAAGUUGGAUUAUUUUUUAGGAUUUGUAAUAAAUAAAAACUGUUGCUGCUUUACCACUGUAAAUAUGCUUUCUAAUGUGACCAUGUAUUUUUUAAAUAAAUUUUAAUAUGACUUAUA
Equus quagga is the source of this 7591-nucleotide messenger RNA. It is a transcript of the gene SLC7A2, whose product is annotated as solute carrier family 7 member 2. The transcript has 12 exons. The record is from RefSeq and is a predicted model, not a curated record. Lineage: Eukaryota; Metazoa; Chordata; Mammalia; Perissodactyla; Equidae. Gene Ontology annotation, cellular component: plasma membrane. Gene Ontology annotation, molecular function: amino acid transmembrane transporter activity. The coding region runs from base 498 to 2474 and encodes 658 amino acids. Gene Ontology annotation, biological process: transmembrane transport; amino acid transport.